Diceros bicornis minor is the source of this 1422-nucleotide messenger RNA. RefSeq names its product otolin 1 (gene OTOL1). Gene Ontology annotation, molecular function: protein binding. The transcript is spliced from 4 exons. Lineage: Eukaryota; Metazoa; Chordata; Mammalia; Perissodactyla; Rhinocerotidae. The coding region runs from base 1 to 1422 and encodes 473 amino acids. The record is from RefSeq and is a predicted model, not a curated record.
AUGUGGAUGUUUUCUUGGCUUUGUGCCAUUUUAAUUAUUUUGGCUAUUGUUGGUAUGGACACAAUAGCAAAGACCACACCAUAUACCAAAUUUACGAAGAAAUCUGAGGGAAGAGAGAUGCCGAAGGGCCUAAAGCCGUCCAGUGGCCUACCUCCGGAAGAAGAAAGCCGCUUCAUGGAAGUGGCUGAGGUGGCAGAACCAACCCCGGACCCCUCAGCCCUAGAGUCUGCCUUCGGCACUGCCACUCUCUUCCCCUUCGAGAACUUCACUCUCGACACGGCUGACUUCUUUUUGAAUUGCUGUGACUGCUGUUUAUCUGUCCCAGGGCAAAAAGGAGAACCUGGAGAUACUGGAGAGCCAGGUCUUAAGGGAGAGGCUGGUGAUAUGGGGAUCCCAGGGCCACCAGGAGUCAUUGGACCCCAAGGUCGAAAAGGCCAGAAAGGAGAGAAGGGACUUAAGGGAGAACGUGGGGACCAAGGAACAAGUGGAGUUCCAGGAUACCCAGGAAAGCCGGGAGAACCAGGUGGACUUGGUCCUAAGGGGGAUAGAGGAAACACCGGACUGGCGGGAGUGAAAGGACAAAAGGGCUCAAAGGGGGACACCUGUGCAAACGGAACCAAAGGAGACAAAGGAGACCGCGGGCCUGUGGGCUCACCGGGCUUGAGCGGAGAGCCUGGGGCCAAGGGAGAGAAGGGCGAGAUGGGGGGGAAGGGGCCCUGCGGAGAUUCCGGGGAGAGGUGGGGGAGAGGGGAGAAAGGCGAGCGGGGGAUGAAAGGGGAAAAAGGUAGCAGAGGAGACAUGGGAACGGAAGGCACCAGCGGCCCAGAGGGCCUGCCUGGGGCCAAAGGUGAUCCCGGGGUUAAGGGAGAAAAGGGAGACGAGGGUCCUCCUGGUCCUGUGGGACCUGCGGGGCCGAAGGGCGAGCUUGGGAGCAAGGGGGUCCGAGGGUCCAUUGGGAGGAAGGGCUCUCGGGGCCUCAAAGGCUCCAAGGGGGAGGUGGCCCGAGCGGCGCAGUCGGCUUUCAGCGCUGCUCUAUCGAAGCCUUUCCCUCCUCCCAACGUCCCUAUCAAAUUUGACAGGGUUCUCUAUAACGACCAAGGGAAUUACAGCCCGGUCACCGGGAAAUUUAACUGUAGCGUUCCCGGGGCAUAUGUUUUUUCCUACCACGUCACCGUGAGGAGCCGACCCGCGCGGAUCAGCCUGGUGGCCCGGAACAAGCAGCAGUUCAAGUCCAGAGAAACGCUCUAUGGUCACGAAAUAGAUCAGGCCUCUCUCCUCGUUGUCCUGAAAUUAAGCGCAGGGGACGAAGUCUGGCUGGAAGUCUCAAAAGAUUGGAAUGGGGUGUAUGUCAGUGCUGAGGAUGACAGCAUUUUUACUGGGUUCCUUCUGUACCCAGAGGACACUCCUGAAAUUUCUCCAUAA